AGGCAGCGCUUCCUAAACGGGCCUAGAUGGGAGGGGUGGAGCCCAGCCCGGCUUUCGUCAGGCCAGGUUAAGGCUGGCAGCGCGGUGGCUCCUCGUGCCAUCGGAAGGGAGCGCAGGCUGCCGUGCCUGUCGCUCUACUCUACUCGCAGCAGCCCCUGCGGUUGCUCAUGGCAACCACUUCGUUGGCGCGCAGCUGCUGCAGGGGAGGGCCCGUUGUAAGGGUUCGCGCCGGCGAAUCCCAGCACGUGAGCAGGCCUCUGACGUCCAAACAAGACGGGCAGGCCCCGCUGCCGCGCACUGAAGGGUUAACCCUGGCAGAGAAAAGGAUCGUUGCGCUCCACGAGGAGGCAUGCGCAGCUGGACAGAAAAACUAUGUGGAUCCAGUUACUGGCUACCUAGUAUUGACAAAAGUUGCCCAUUUGGAGAGGGGAAACUGCUGUGGCUCUUCCUGUAGACAUUGUCCAUAUGGUCAAACAAAUGUUAAAGAUCCAUCCAAAAAGAAGCGGUUCAAUUCCUUCUUCUAUGCUUGAUGAUCGAAGGCUUUUGCAUCAUACCAUGAAGAAAGAAACGAUCAGCCAUCACUCUCACUCUUCCCCCCCCCCCACUGAUUUCUGCCUCCUAUUGCUCACCCAUUUUGCAUAUUGGCGUUCCUUUGACCUCUGCUGUUCUGUAUCCUGAAUAUUUUUCAAUUGUAAUUAAAAAAACUCCAUGUGUGUGCCAGUGA
Molecule: messenger RNA, 724 nt
Organism: Heteronotia binoei (common prickly gecko)
Lineage: Eukaryota; Metazoa; Chordata; Lepidosauria; Squamata; Gekkonidae
Gene: C2H1orf53
Product: chromosome 2 C1orf53 homolog
Exons: 3
Coding region: 168-530 (120 amino acids)
Source: RefSeq, a predicted model, not a curated record